Messenger RNA from Cuculus canorus (common cuckoo), 2813 nucleotides. It is a transcript of the gene RTN4IP1, whose product is annotated as reticulon 4 interacting protein 1. Lineage: Eukaryota; Metazoa; Chordata; Aves; Cuculiformes; Cuculidae. Bases 79 to 1197 code for a protein of 372 amino acids. The transcript has 9 exons. Gene Ontology annotation, cellular component: mitochondrion. The record is from RefSeq and is a predicted model, not a curated record. Gene Ontology annotation, molecular function: zinc ion binding; oxidoreductase activity.
CCGCCUAUUGGCCGCGGGCGCUGUGCCCACCUGUGUCCGCGGAGGGGCUGUGAGGUCAAGGGGCUUCGGUCCCCGGCGAUGCUUUGGCGGCGGGCGCUGCGCGGGGCGGUGCGCGCGGGCGGGCGGGUUCCCUGCCGCGCGCUGCGGGGCUCGGCGCGCGCGCGCUCCGCCAUGCCCGCCUGGGUCAUCGACCGCUACGGCUGCAACGAGGCGCUGCGCUUCACCCGCGACAUGGUGUUGCCCGCCAUACGCUUCCCCAACGAGGUCGUCAUUAAGGUUCACGCCGCCAGCCUGAACCCCAUCGACCUCAGCAUGAGAAGUGGUUAUGGUGCAACUGCAUUAAAUAUGAAGCGGGAUCCCCUGAAACUCAAAAGUGAGGAGACUGAAUUUCCGCUAACGCUUGGUCGAGAUGUCUCUGGUGUUGUUAUGGAGUGUGGACUGAGUGUGUCUUAUUUCAAACCUGGAGAUGAGGUGUGGGCAGCAAUUCCUCCAUGGAAACAGGGCACUCUGUCAGAGUUUGUGGUCGCUAGUGGAAACGAGGUGUCUUUUAAACCAAAGAGUCUCAGUCACACUGAAGCUGCCUCCUUACCAUACGUGGGUCUCACAGCCUGGUCUGCAGUUCACCAAGUUGGAGGAUUGAACCAAAAUAAUUGUAGUGGGAAAAGAGUAUUAAUAUUAGGAGCUUCAGGAGGAGUUGGUACAUUUGCUGUACAGCUAGUGAAGGCCUGGGGUGCUCACGUGACAGCAGUUUGUUCUCAUGAUGCCAGUGCACUGAUGAAAAAGCUUGGAGCGGAUGAUGUGAUUGAUUACAAAUCUGGAAAUCUGGAAGAGCAGCUUAAAGCACUACCCUUAUUUGAUUUCAUCCUAGAUAAUGUUGGUGGCUCCACUGAGAAGUGGGCUCUAAACCUCCUGAAGAAAUGGUCAGGAGCAACAUAUGUUACCUUAGUGACACCUUUCCUCAUCAACAUGGACAAACUUGGAGUGGCUGAUGGCAUGUUGCAAACAGGAGUCACUGUUGGUUCCAAAACUGUAAAGCAUCUCCUUAAAGGAGUCCAUUAUCGGUGGGCAUUUUUUAUGCCAAGCGGCCCAAGUCUGGAUGAAAUAGCAGAACUAGUUGAUUCUGGAAAGCCUCUUGCCCAGUCAUCUGUGUCCAUGCUCCAGCAAGCUAAGUUUCUGCAUUUUUUUUCUCUUGACUGAAGCACCGCUUUGCGUGCAACCACCAUUAACAAGGGCUUGUACAAGUGCUGCACUUGUGCUUGUCUCAACACGGUUACUUUUUUCUUUCCCCAGCUUCUGCUAUGAAAGCAAGUUGGUUUUCCUCAAAACAGUCACCACUGAUCAGCCGCACAUUCCUCCUGCUGAAGGUCACAGCACCUGCAGUUUACUCAGAUGCUCAGUUUACCCAAAGCCAUUGUCUUGUUCAGUGGUUUUUUGCUGUCCUGGGUCUGUGUCUCUGAAUUUGUUUGCCACCUUACUGCUGUUAUAUUUCUUUUCUGCUUAGCGAGAUGCAUGUCCUGCCAGGAGAGGGCAGUUACCAGUUCUGGAGUAUUCAACAAGGUAGUGUGCAUGCUAGAAGCUGUGAUAUUUUUCACUGACACAUGUAACAGGGACCUUGUUGGAGCCUUUGGAUCUUUGUUACUUAAAAUCUUUGUCACUACAGAGCUGGCUGCAGACUCAUCUAGCAUUAUUUUCCUCUGAUAAGAGGAAUAGGAUCAGUUCAUCAAUGCAAGAACAUACAUCAGGCUAGUGUCAGGGGCCCAAGGUCAAGAGACCAACCUCAGGGUAUGGAGGAUCUUUGGGAUGCUGUGUAGGAGGUACUUUUGUGUACAGAUUUAAUUUGGUCAUUGGAGGGAUGACUCAGAACUUGAUGACAGAAAAAGUGUCUUCCCUUGGAUCAGCACUGACAAGUAUUUUUCAGAGGCAGCUAGGAUUUCUUCUGCUUGUGUCAGUGUGCUAUGAUGUCUACAGAAGAUGCUCGUAGAGUUUUCUGGCUCCUUAGUUAAUGAUGUGGAGAGUAAGUAGGGUACUUUCACCUUCAUUAUUAGACAUUAAAACAAUCCAGAAGGCUACUUUACAAAAUUAAUGUCAAAAUAUCAGUUGAUGCAAGCUGGGCAUAAUGAUUUAUGCCUAUUGGAAUACACAGUGGCCGAGUGCUCAAGUGCAUCUAAAUGAUUCAGCAACAAUGUGGAUUUUUUUUUUACACUUAAUAUGUGAUCAAGUCUUUUAAGACCGCUGAUGCAGAUAAGCAGAAGGUAUGUUUAAAAUUUCUGACCUUUUUAAAAUUCUUAGGUCUAACCAGGAAAACAGUAGAGAAAUAUGAGGAAAAAUGUUCUUUUUUCUUCAGUGUAGCAUUAUGGGCAACAGAAAGUUGAACCACAGUGUCAGCUUUUGAAGGGAUAGAGCCUUGCAUAGUGACUUUAUUGCUGGAGUCCUAGGCGAGGCCUCUGAACUGUGCUAGCAGAGAUGUUUCAAAACUUGGGCAAAGAGCAGCCCAAAGCCUUCUCCUGCACACAGAGAGGACCCCAAAAUAAAAGUUAAAAGCUAGUGACCACGUAACUUGGCAAGUUCUACCCUAAAUACUAUAAAGAAACCUCCCCCCUUCCUUCAUACAGUUUGGAAGUGUGAAGGAGAUACGUUAUUUUAUUCCUAAUAUGGUGACACUUUUUCUUUAUUCUGUAGAUUCAAGCAGUUAUCGAUGAAGUCUUCACUUUUUCUGAAGUUCCAAAGGCCUUUAUGAAACUGGAAGGAGGACACGCACGUGGAAAAACAGUCAUCAAUGUAAUCGGUAGAAAAUAAAGUAUCUCUAAUCAUUA